UCCGUAAACGAGUGAUUCCGAACGAAUCGGCUUACAGCUAAAUUCGUAAUGUCUCCUUUUAGCACCUAGCGCGUAGGUUUAUUAUUGCUCGUCGGAUUAGAAUUGACUGACAUUUUCUGAAAUAAAAUUAUCAAAGAAAAAUGAGUGAUAUAAGUGAUGAAAAGCUUAAAACGGAGAUCGAAAAAAUACUGAAGAAUGCGGAACUAUCGAACACAUCAACGAAGAAGGUCAUCAAGAAACUUGAAGAGAAUUUAGGAGUGGAUCUGUACAGCAGGAAGAAGCAGAUCGACGAUAUGGUCAUGGCGUACGUGAACAGCAUGGAGUCUGACGACGAGGACGAACUGGUUAUGGACGAAAAGAAGAGGGACACCGAAGAAGAAGAGGACGAAAAGGAGCCAGAAGAAGAGGAGAAAUCGGCUGAUGACAGCGACGACGAUAACUGGGGAAAGCCGACCCGCAAGAAGAGGAAAGUAGAAGAGAAGAAGAAGAAAGGGACAGCGAAACCCAAAAAGGAGAAAAAGAAAUCGGGCGGUACAGGUAAGGGCAGUGGCUACACCCGCGCUUACAAACUGUCGCCCGCUCUGUCCGAGCUCAUGGGCGCUGAGGAGAUGCCCCGGCACGAGGUAGUCAAACGAAUGUGGGCCCUGAUCAAGGAACGUAACCUUUACGAUCCGAACAACAAGCGCUUUGUGAUCUGCGACAAGGACAUGCACAAGGUCAUAGGGAUACAAAGAUUUAGGGCUUUUGGAAUGAUGAAAUAUUUAAAAACCCAUUUCUUGGACUGAACUAUACAUACGCUUUUACUGUAUGAUUGUAUGAUGAGGUUUUUUUUUUUGAACAUUUUGCUAACAUAUUACUCAGAGGUAUCUAUUUAUCGGAACGGUUUUGUUUGGAAUGUCGCACCUUUAAAAUUAUACUCAUUUUGAAAUAUGCAGUAGGCAGCGGCUUGGUUGCAGUAGGCAGCGGCUUGGCUCUGCUCCUGGCAUUGCUGAAGUCCAUGGGCGACGGUAACCACUUACCAUCAGGUGGGCCGUACGCUCGUCUGCCUACAAAGGCAAUAAAAAAUAAAUUGGAUUUCGUCUUUAAUUCAAAAAUUUACCUAGAACGACCCUUUUCAACGACUUUUAGUAAUCAAAUGACCAUAAGUAGCUUAUAAAAGGACAAAGCUAUCUAUCGGUCUCUUUCACUCCGUCCCCUUCCUCUACGUUUUUUCGGUUUGAGAACUUUAAUCGAUGUUUUCCAAAAAACACCCCAUUUUUUGAGUUGGGUCUUUAUAAUUCUAAAGGUGUGAUGUCAUAUUUUCUUCGUAAACUUUGUUUCUGAUGUACAUCAUUUUUGACUUAUAAUUGUUUUGCAUUAAUCAUUAAAAUUAACAGCAAAUCUUGAGGUGAUAGAAUGUAACAGCAUAUCGUGUCUCCGGAGCUAAUUAGGAAUUAAGUAAAAAUUUAAUAAUUGUUUUUUUUGUUUUUCUUAAUGAUCGUAUUAUUGUUUCUGAAACAAAUAUUAUCUUCUCUGUUUGACGGGUCUUAAAGUAGGGGCGUACAGUCGGGCCCAAAAGUCAGCGACUUCACUUUGCCCGUGAGUUGGGCUAUUGCAUUUCUUAUUCACUGUUGUAUUUUCACUCGGCAGAAAAUUUGGGCAACAUGUGUAUUGGUGAUAUCAUGUUCUUUGAAAAUUUCAAAAUCGCACGAAAAUUGUAGACAUGGUCGUAUUAAUUGGCCUUGUUUAAUUCGUUUGGAUUUUAUGAACGUUCCUCAUUUAGCCUCUGCAAGGCAAACUUUUUGGUGAAAGCCAAUAUCAAAUCGUGAAUUAGUAGCUCUGCGUAAUUAAAGUUUAGUUUAUUUAGUAAUUAUCGCAUUGCGAUGGAAGACAGGGUCGCUGUUUGUCCUUCAUAAGCAGCUCGCAACUACACACGUCGACGCUUAGAAAGGCACCGCCGAUUCGGUUUUGUAUAGCGUCGUCUCUGUCAUACAGAUUAGUUGCAUUAGUUUGUCGAGAGCAUCCUCACUAAAUCAAUUUAAUUCAUUUGAUGCUCUGUCCCUUUCCGUCGCGUUCUGUUUGCAUUCAUUUAUUUCAGAAACAAAAUUUCAUUAAGGCAUUACCUUUUACUCAAUCAAUAUUACCUUAUAUUCAUCAGUUUGUACUGAUUUCGCAUACAUUUUUAUCACGAGUGUAGCAUUUAAAACUGUUACCGUGGAAAAAGAAAGAAGGCCAUCUGUAUUAGGCUGCUCUCAUUCCGAUCGUGUAUUUUAAGAACACAGAGAAAUGGGCUGAUUCGUGUAAAACGGCCUUAGAUUUGUAAGACUUUUAGGGGAUAAGUGUAUGUUUAAGUAGGGUUGUCUGCAGCGUGCUUAUUUCAGUCAAAACGCUCAAUAAUAUAAGCUAGUCACUCUCUAACUUUCAAACGAAAACAACGCACAGAGAGCCUGUUUAUUGAGUUUUUUUACUAAAUAAGCUUUAGACUAAAGAUAUUUUUAUUUGAUAAAUAUUGUCAAAAAAACUUAACGUCGUGACUGUACUAGUAAUUUGUCUCUUUCGUACACUGACGUACAAGAGUGCCAGCGAAAACACAAUAUUUUUAUGGCGCCAAUGACCCAAGAUGGCGUCCCUAGGACUGUGUUGUAAUUUGUAUUUCGAUAUAAUUGAUUGAUGUGCAUAAAUAAAGUAUUGUCAGACAAUAA
Molecule: messenger RNA, 2681 nt
Organism: Bombyx mandarina (wild silkworm)
Lineage: Eukaryota; Metazoa; Arthropoda; Insecta; Lepidoptera; Bombycidae
Gene: Non2
Product: upstream activation factor subunit spp27 homolog Non2
Source: RefSeq, a predicted model, not a curated record